This is a messenger RNA of Penicillium egyptiacum, 888 nucleotides long. The record is from the annotation of a GenBank genome assembly. NCBI's taxonomy places the organism in Eukaryota, Fungi, Ascomycota, Eurotiomycetes, Eurotiales, Aspergillaceae.
AUGACCAAUGGUGUCAACCCCCAUGCUACCCCGUUGCAGACCCCGCUGGGGGCUCUCCAGAACCGCGCUGCAAUGGCAACCCCGGUUCCUGCUACCGGUCCUCCCUCCGCGCCGCCAAGCGCCGUUCCCUCGCGCCCAACUCCCAAGCCAAAGACCAAGACAACAAGUUCGAGCUUGCCGGCGCCCCCGCUAGACGAUGUGCACGCAGCUUUCGUUGAGUUCCGCGCAAAGGAAGAAGACAAGUGCCUGUCCGUCCAAUGUAUUUACUGCCAGCAAGUUCGCGCAAAGAAUACUAGUCGCCAGCGCCAGCAUCUGCUGGAAUGCCCCACCUAUCUCAGCGUGAUGAAAGACUCGAUCCCCGCCAACAACCUGCUUCACACAUUCCCCGAGGGCGACGUCGCCCGAUCACUUCAAAUCCCCGCGCCAUCGCUGGAGCUGGAUUUCCGCAUGAGCAUCAAAAUGAACCCCAAGGUGUCUGUCGGCCCCAGCAUCUGGGGCCAAAGAGAGUGGGUCUCGUUCACCGGCGGCCAAUGGGCCGGUCGAUGGGGUAAGGGUAUCGUUCUGCCCGGUGGUCAAGAUACACAGAUCGUCACCAAGGAUUCCACUACCAACCUUCGUGCGAGUUACAUCCUUCAGACUGUCGAUGAGCCACCCGCAUUCAUCAUUGUGCGCACAGAAGGAUGGUUGACAGGCGCCAAGGAUGUUCUUGAAAAGGUCAUUGAUGCCAACAUGGCAGAUGGUGUCAACCCCGGCAGCUAUAAGUACCGGGUCAAUUUGUCCAUGGAGACCGGCGAUGAGCGAUACACAUUCUUGAACACUUUGAUGUGGAUCGGCAGCGGUUGCCGCAGAGGUCACGAAGUCAUCUUCGACUCGUUCCGUGUCAACUAG